AUGCGGCGGAGACCGCUCGACCCUGCUCCUCAGAUCUACUCUCACUCGAGAACGAGGACAACAUCAUCCAACAUCUUCCCAAUACACCACUCGAAUCCCAUGCAUCUACAACAACCCCAGCCCAUGACGGGCCACACGCGACGCUCGCCCUCUGUGAACACCUUCAGCACCACCUCGAGCGCUCCGCCGCCCGCCUCCUUCCGAACCUCGCCCACAUCCGACAUCCGGCGUAGCACUUCCUCACGGUCCGGCGGUGGCCAGCCGACAAGCUAUGUCGCCCUGCUUCGGAAACAGAAGGCCACGGUAUGGUGCGACCGAUCGCAGACUGAAGAUCCUCAAAGAGCCGCCCGCCAACGGGCUGCCAAACAAAGAGCCGCCCAGGAGGUUGUCGGUCGCCCAGCGCAGGCCCGUACCUCGACGGGUAUUGGCAGCGCUGGCAAGGUAGCUGCCAAGAUUCGGCACCACGGCAAACCAGGCGUUGUCGGUUACGCACCCGACAACAACUACAUCGGCGUUGGCGGUGUGCCACUGCGACUGAGCGCCACCGAGGUGGAAGGAGAGGAUAGCGACGAUGACGACGUUUCGAUGCAACGCUUGCACCACCGUAGGACGGGGAGCAGCGGGCGAAGCAGCACUGCUAGUGGUCGUCGCGGCGUCGCCUACCGCAACUCUUCAGGGCUUACGCAAGGCGGCAAGAAAUGGAGUCCCAGUGAUACCCCCGAGCGUGGCAGCAUGGUCAUGGAGGAUCCCGAAUUCCUGCCUGGGGAUGACAAGCUCUCGCGUGCGCAGAGUACUGCAAGCGGCAGCAGCGGAGAGAGAGCGGACGCUCUGCCUGAGCUCGUCAAGCCCAGCGCCGCCAAGCUGGCGAGUAAUAGCCUCUUGAACGCGGCGCUCACACGCGAGAAGAGCGUGAAGAAUCCCGAGGAGCUGAGGAGACGAGGCAGUGUCGACGAGCGGACUAUGACCCUCAACACCUCCGGCCGACUCUUCAUCGCCAACCCCGACUUAUAG
Messenger RNA from Anthostomella pinea, 1011 nucleotides. The record is from the annotation of a GenBank genome assembly. Lineage: Eukaryota; Fungi; Ascomycota; Sordariomycetes; Xylariales; Xylariaceae.